This is a messenger RNA of Sabethes cyaneus, 1963 nucleotides long. It is a transcript of the gene rngo, whose product is annotated as protein DDI1 homolog 2. The record is from RefSeq and is a predicted model, not a curated record. Gene Ontology annotation, biological process: proteolysis. Gene Ontology annotation, molecular function: protein binding; aspartic-type endopeptidase activity. Bases 132 to 1598 code for a protein of 488 amino acids. The transcript has 5 exons. NCBI's taxonomy places the organism in Eukaryota, Metazoa, Arthropoda, Insecta, Diptera, Culicidae.
AUUCGCACUUCCACUAACUUGUCAACACCAACAGUGAGUUAACAAAACGGUGACAACGCGUUUGUAUUAAAGUUCGUGCAUAUUUUUAAUUUUUUGCAGAGUUGCAGAUAUCAGCUUAUUUGGAAGACAAAAUGCGGGUUACAGUAACAACAAUGGCAGAUUACACCUUUCCGUUGGAAGUAUCUGAUGACAUGGAACUGGAAAAUUUUAAAGCGCUUUGCGAAAUCGAAAGUGGCUUCCCGGCAAGUGAGAUCGUUAUUUCUCUGAAUGGACAACCAUUACUUGACGACAAAAAGACGCUUAUUGAACUGGGUAUCCGAGACGGGGACGUUAUUAUGCUUCAACACAUAAUGCAAGCUACCCAGCAGGUAUCACAGGCUGCUCGAACUCGGCCACAGCAGGCAGAACCGUCCCGCUUGGCUAGUUUGGAUUUCAGCUCCAUACAGGUUCCGUCAGCUGUUGCUUCUAGUAGUGGAAAUUCUGGUUUACUUAAUAACAACCGUCCGUCGCCUACGGUUGCUCCAGAGGAUGAUCCGGCUGUUGUGCGUGAAAUGUUUCUUUCAAAUCCGGACCAGCUGGCAUUACUAAAGCAAAACAAUCCUCGUUUAGCGGAAGCACUGCUUUCCGGAAAUUUAGAAACAUUUGCCACAGUGUUAAAAAAACAGAUAGCAGAACGAAUGGAGAAGCAACAACAACGAAUGCGUAUUUUGCAGGCAAGUCCAUUUGAUGCGGAAGCCCAGCGUCUAAUUGCGGAGGAAAUCAAGCAGAAGAACAUCGAAGCGAACAUGGAAGCAGCGAUGGAGUACAAUCCGGAAACUUUCGGAACAGUAGUGAUGCUCUAUAUCAAUUGUCGUGUCAAUGGGCAUCCAGUAAAAGCAUUUAUCGAUUCGGGGGCCCAAGCAACCAUAAUGAGUGCCGCAGCCGCUGAGCGGUGCAACAUUAUGAGACUUGUCGAUACCAGAUGGGCUGGCAUUGCGAAGGGUGUUGGCGUGCAGAAAAUUAUCGGCCGAAUUCACAUGGUGCAGAUUCAAAUCGAAAACGAUUUCCUUACUUCAAGUUUUUCGGUGCUGGAAGAACAACCGAUGGAUAUGUUACUGGGGCUGGACAUGCUUAAACGUCAUCAGUGCAACAUUGACCUCAAAAGUGGAGUGCUACGAAUUGGAACGACUGGAACCGAAACAAAGUUUUUAGCGGAAGGAGACUUACCAGAGUGUGCCCGGUUGACCGGCAGCCCAGAAGAACAACACAAGGCGAUGACAGAAUCGGCACGCAUUGCUGAGGAGCUAGCCAUGAAGGAGGCAAUCCUCAAAAGUCAGCAAGAUCAAGCAUCAUCCAGUGUCAACAAUAACAAUGUGACCCCUACUGGUAGCAGCAGCAGCAGUACUCCUACCUCUUCUGGUCAGCAAAAAUCACAAUCGGCAAUAGUAUCGACUGAAAAUGUCCCACUCGUUAUACUACCAACGGAUAAGUUCACUGAACUGGACGUUGUCGAAUUAGAAUCAAUGGGUUUUAGCCGGCAAAUGGUAAUUACUGAGCUCAGGGCUGCCGAUGGGGAUAAAACCAAGGCCACUUCGGGACUUUUUGCUAAACUAGGAUAAACGGCGAGCCUAGAUCGUCUGAUCGGCGUAUUGGCGGCAUUUGUUUGACAAUUUAUAUCGAGGUUUACUUUUGUGGAUCAAUCAAUCACUAAUAUUGGCAUGCAUUUCUCUGUUUGACUCUAACUGAAAGCAUCGAACAAUUCGUGUUAUUCUCGAUGUAAACUAUACAUUUACAUGAUAGAUUUCUGUUUUUUCUCCGCAAGCAUAGGUUUAAAAAUGGGACUUGCUAGGCUAAGCUGACCUCAUUAUAUUUUGAUCAGUCAAAUAAUUUCUGAACAUCCUGUUUAUUUACACAUACUAAUUAGGUUAAAUGAAAUCUAAACACAAAUGCACUGACAUCGUAAGGGUUACUUAAGUAUAAUAAA